Aedes aegypti (yellow fever mosquito) is the source of this 11805-nucleotide messenger RNA. RefSeq names its product calmodulin-binding transcription activator 1 (gene Camta). The transcript has 23 exons. Lineage: Eukaryota; Metazoa; Arthropoda; Insecta; Diptera; Culicidae. The record is from RefSeq and is a predicted model, not a curated record. Gene Ontology annotation, cellular component: nucleus. Gene Ontology annotation, molecular function: double-stranded DNA binding; protein binding; transcription coregulator activity. Gene Ontology annotation, biological process: regulation of transcription by RNA polymerase II. Bases 2455 to 8691 code for a protein of 2078 amino acids.
UUCUGUCGGGAAAGGAAGUGUUUCGCAGACGCGAUAUCCUUCGCCAGCGGGAAAGAAGGGGUUCAAGGGUGCCAGUCAUCCUUGCCUUGGAUUGAUGUGUUCCUAGCCCCCCGAAAAGAAUGUGUGUCCAUUAGGUGUCGUGGUCGGUGUCGUAGUACUUCGGUGUUUGAUGUUCGGUGUUGUUUCCUCCCUGGAUAUUUUUGAGUUUUCUGUGUGUAUAGUCGACGUCGUGUUUUUUACGUGAAAUCGUGAAAUUGGAGAAAUUUUAAGUUCCUGAAGGGAGAAAAGCACCGUUUUCGUCGUAAAAGUCUAAAUUCUACGUGUGACUGUAAAUAACUUGAUGUGAAACAAGUCGUGGAAAUCCGUUUCUUUGGUGAACAACAAAAAGUCGUAGUACUGUGAAUGUCUCAAAGUGGUAUUAUUAAUUUCAUCCAUUUGAGUGUCGUAACGUGUCACAGUCAGUGUGUAGCGAAAGAAAUCAGUCAACACUCAACUAUACGCCAUUAAAACGCCACUUAGUGAAGGGGAACCGCACAUUCUGCCAGAGGAGAAACCGUCUAAUUAAUGCCCGGUGCGUGUUGCCAGGAAUUAAAAGGAUCCAGUCAACGGAAUUAAUGAAGGGAAGCCAAGAUUGUUAUCAGUCGACAGUUUCGCUAAUCUGAAAACCACAAGUGAUAGACCGUUCGUUUCCGUUACUGGUUGAACUGGAGAACUCACCUUGCGGAGGGGUGAUCUUCCCCCCAUUGAAGAAACCAAUAAAUGUAACUGAUGGCGGUAAAUUAAAUUAAAAAGCCACAAUCAAAUAAAGUAGCUCUCAACCCGCAAAAAAAGAGUUUGCCAUGGCUUUCAAAGUGAAACAAUGAAUAUCAAGUGAAAGUGACCCACAAGAUAAGAAAGGACGACCGUGAUAGCUCAUAAAAAUAAACUGAAAGAAAAUUAACAGCCGGAAAUGGUUUUGGCGGAAGAAAAAACUGACAAAAGAACUGGCAGCUGGUCGAAACCAGAGUGUUUGGGUAAUUAAAGCAAAAACGUUAAAAAAAAAUCGAGCAGUCGCAGCAGCAAAGCUAGUGCCAUCGUAUCAACGGGUCGAAUUUGAAUGUAUGUGUGCCUGAGUUGACCCAUUCGGUCGGAAGAAAAUCAAAUUCCGAUAAACAUCGGAUUUUAAGGCUUUCGAAGGCAAAAGAAUUCCAUUUCAAGAAAACUAAAAUUGAGUUCCCCAGCUGGAACAUGUGUUCUCACGUCUCUCAAGUGGGGUUAUAAACAGAACCAACAAAUCGAAUCCGAAGCGGACAAGUGAAAGUGCGACCCUAAAAAUGUCAAUUUGUGCGAGAAAUGACAUCAAAUAAAGUACAGUGUCCAUUUGGAUCAGUGUAAAUGCGAUAAAUAAAGUAGUAAAAUAAAAAAAAAAAAACACCAAAAAGCAAAUAAAGUGCGUGCAAAUAUGGGGCCAAUCGACGAUUGGACUCACGAGUGAGUCACAGAAAAAAAAAGUGUGAAAAAAUCUCUCGGUUUAUUUGGUAAUCGGGGUAUGGUGUGCGUGAUUCGAACUCGCUCAGCUGGGUCACAUCAUACCACCAUCAAGAGAAUCCCACUCGGCAGCGUUGACCAAUAAACCACAACAAACAACAACCCUCCUCGUGAAUCGUACGACCCACCAACCAACAAUGACUACAGCAACAACAACGAAAACGGUACUGUGGUGACAACGACAAGUGAUAAAAUGAGCCUCCCCUGAAGGAAAAGAAGAAGAGUGAGAAGAAAAAGUGCGCAGUAAGUGCCGAAGAGGGAGGGGACCCAGUCACAAAUCAAAGUCGAAGGAAGAUAGUCGGCCCCGUUGGAAGGGGAGAGUGGGGUGAGGUUAUGUGUGUAAAAACGAUGGGUCGGUUGAAGCCAAAUAUUGUUAUUAUUAUUAUUUUUUCUGGGGCGUUCUUUCAGUUGGGAGCAUCAGAUGAUAGCGGAAAUGCGCCAUCACCAGAGUGCAUUAUUAUCCUUUCAGCGUGUUUAAAAUGGCCCCGAUAAUGACAUUAUCCUUAGACAAUAAGAGUGCAAUUUAUUCGGACAAAAAUGGAGGUGCGAACAAUAGGACGGUUAAUAGGCCACAGUUAUCACGCGACAAAAAAUGUGUCCGAAUCAGUGCAUAUAGUGUAUAUGAUUUAUCCUCGACGGUCGGCUUAUUGAUUUCGAAUGUUGAGCGCGAAUUUUAAUAUGCGUGACGGAAAGCCGAUAUUAAUCAAGUGGUUCAUUAUUUUCAUUAUUGCCGUUGUUAUUACCGAGCUUGGUUGGCCAUCAACGCGUUCGGUUUCGGUCAGCCGCAGACUGGGCUCGGGCUAAAAAGACCCCAAACCACCCAAAAGGUCGUGUUUUCCGCAAGUAUACGCGUGUGAGUGCAUUAAAACUGAACCUGGCACCGGAGAGUGCCCAUCUCACGAGGGCCGGUAAAAAUCCUGACUAAUAAUGGCCGAUUAUCGUCAUCUGCCACCACAUCACCAAGCUCGUGGCGGAAUGUACCAUCCGUUGGCAAACCACGGAAUGCUCUAUCCACCUCAACCGGCUCACGCUGGUUCAACACUGGGAAUGCAACAACAGCAACAGCAGCAAUCCCAGCAAAGACAAGCAACGAUGAAUCCUCAUUCCCACCAACAACAACAGCAACAGGCCCUAAGUCAUCAUCCUCAGGGUCCUCCAAUCCCACCUCCUUUACCUCCGAUGCUGCACCACCAGCAGCAGCAACAACAGCAGCAGCAGCAUCCUUUGAGCCAUCUACCCCACCCACACCCUGCGGCAGCCCAUCACCACCACCAUCACAUGCUGACGAGGCACUACCUCGGGAUGCAUGCCGGACAUCCGCGGUUGCACGGGCUCAACAUGACCACCAGUAUGCCGCUGAAUGCAAAUGGUGAACCAAUCAAACUUCCGGAAAAUUUAGAAAGUUUACCACGGGCUGACCAUUUCCCAACCCAGCGACAUCGGUGGAAUACUAAUGAGGAAAUUGCAGCCAUUCUCAUCAGCUUCGACAAACAUUCCGAAUGGCAGUCGAAAGAGGUGAAAACGAGACCGAAAAGCGGUUCAAUGCUGCUGUAUUCCCGCAAGAAAGUUCGCUACCGACGAGAUGGCUACUGUUGGAAGAAGCGGAAAGAUGGCAAGACAACUCGCGAGGAUCAUAUGAAGCUUAAGGUACAGGGUACCGAGUGCAUCUACGGUUGCUACGUCCACUCGGCCAUUCUUCCGACCUUCCACCGGCGUUGCUACUGGCUGCUGCAGAAUCCGGACAUCGUCCUGGUCCACUAUCUGAACGUGCCCUAUCCGGACGACAACAAGAUGGCGGUCAUCACACCGAAUUUGGCGCUCUGGGGUGACAAGAAGGAGUGGACCAAGGAGGAGCUGGUCAGCCAACUGAAGCCGAUGUUUUUUCCGGCAGUUUUCAGCGAAGAUGAACCGGACGCGACGAAUGAGAUUGAGAUCUCGACUGCGGAAACGGUGGAAGCCAUCGUAAGUCAGCUGAUGGAGAAGCAGAGGUUGGCGAGGCAGUCUGCGUUGGUGAAGCAGCUGGAGUGUGGCUGUCCGGAUGCGAACUGUGUUGAUGGGAAGAGCUGUUCGCAUCCGAUGCGGAGGAUCAGUGCUGCCAAGAGCGACAUGGGCAAAAGGCCGGAGGGUGGACAUAUGGGCGGAACGGCGCCCAAUGUGCUGAUCGGAUCGAGGAUGUACCCCCGUUGGAUUGACAACCGUCGUGCUCGGGAAACCCAACUCCAGCAGCAGCAGCAACAGCAGUCCCACAACAAUGGCCUCCUUCAAGACGGCAACCGAACCUCGCUCGCCCAAAAGGACAACACUUCGAUACAUUUCCAAGUCAUUCCUACCUCUCAGCAACUGAACCACUCCAGCAGCAACAACAAUCCAAAUUCAAUUAGAGCAAUUGCCGGCAAUCACCCCCAUCAUCAUCAACAGCAGCAGCAGCAGAAUCCUUCGUCGGCAGUGGUCAGCAGCAGCAGCAGCAGCAGUAGCAGUAAUUUAACCCUCACCCAGCAUCUCAACUCUUUGAACGCCAAUAACACUAACUCACAAUUAACAAGUGUCAAUAGUCAUAUUACAAACGGACUGGUCCAGAGCAAUGGUCAGCAUCUGGCCGCGGCCCAGCACCGAAGUCAUAUGAUCAUCUCCGGCAAUAAUUCGUCCUCCGCGCCGACGACUUCCGGCGCCAACACCAACGUUUCCUCCUCCAACAAUCCUCAAUUAAUCGCGGGUGGUCGUGACCCCAGCAUAAAUCUAACGGCCUCUGGCCCCACUAAUGGUGAGGCGACUCAUAUAUCAAUGCUUGGCCAUCAUCACCCAUCGUCACAGGCGGGGGCUCGCUGUUCUGGUACAACGACGGCGAGCGAGGGUGUCAAUCAGAGGUCAUCAUCGCAAGAGCAACAGCAGCAGAGACAAGAACCUAAUGGUAAUAACAGCAACAGCAGCAACAACGGUGGUAACAAUAGCAAUAAUAAUGGUGUUGGUGGUGCCCAUCAUAAUCACAUUACGGUUAAUAAUGGUGCGGUCAGCAGUGCGUCAAUGGUCAACACGAAUGGGGGCGGGGGAACGCCAUCGCUGGUGCUCAGUUUGUCACAGCUUCAAGGCAAUCCCGGAAGUCUUCUAAUCUUGAACGGCCAACAACAAUCCUUCGUAUGCCAUCCGUCCCAACAACAGCAACAGCAGCAGCACCUGCUUCAGCAACACAAAUCGCUCUUAGAUGCAAGCUCUAAGAAUGAUACUCCUAACAGUAGUAGCAGUAGUGGCGCUAGCAGCAAUGGCAGCGCAAACAGCAGUAUCAAAAUGGAAAACUCACCGUCCGAUGGAUCGCAGCAUAGCGGUCUGAUUCCGAAGCAGGAAAUCAUGGAGUCGUCCUCGUCGCCUUCGUCGAUGGGUCAGAAUCAUCACUCGGGAUCGACGAAGCAGUUCGAGAGUAUGUUCGGGGGAUACUCUGUGCGGCAUAGUUCUCCAGGAAGAAACGGGCAUCACGACAAUCUGCCGUUUUUCAAUGAAACGCUGGACUUGUCACAGGAGGACAUCCAGAAGACGUUGAGCGCCAAUAUGCCUCUGGGACAUCAUGGUCAUGGGACGGCUGGAGUUGGCGGAGGUGUUCAGUCGGGAGCUCAGACAGAUGACGCCAUGAAUGGAGAGAUCAAUCCAAUGGAUUUCAUAGAGAAUUGCGGCGAAAGUCAUGAUCCCGUAGAUGACGACGUAUUUGUCAACUUGGAUGCGUUCGAUAUGCUGGUGGAGUUCCCGGAGUUGGAACUGGACGCGAAGAGUUCGUUUCUGAAUGGUAGCGAAACGGGAACGGAGGCAGGUGGAGACAUUGAUGACGGAGCAAGUGACUUGAGUCAUUUCAAGCUGUCGGCUGAUAGUGGAAUCGUGGUAGGAGAUGAGUUGACGAGUAGUCACCAUUCGAACGAGUCUACCAUUACGGACUUCAGUCCGGAGUGGGCUUACCCGGAAGGUGGCGUAAAGGUGCUAGUAACGGGGCCGUGGAAUACGGCCUCGUCCUAUACAGUAUUAUUUGAUUCGUUUCCGGUGCCAACGACGCUGGUGCAGAACGGAGUGUUGAGGUGCUACUGUCCAGCACAUGAAGUUGGAAUUGUGACGCUGCAGGUUGCCUGCGAUGGCUAUGUGAUAUCGAACGGAGUCAACUUUGAGUACAAAUCUCCGCCCAAAUUCGAAACGAAGUGUGAAGGAAACGGAAACGACAUGUUGUACAAGUUUAACUUGCUGACAAGAUUGGAGUCCAUCGAUGAAAAGCUUCAGAUCAAGAUCGAGCCGGGCGAAUUGCCUGAAGAGUCGGUCCUGUUCAAACAAACAAACUUCGAGGAUCGUUUGGUCACUUACUGUCAAUCGCUGACGGCCAAGAUGUGGAGAUCGGUAACGCCCGGAUCUUGGAUCGGAAAACAUCGAGGAAUGACGUUACUACAUCUGGCAUCGGCCUUGGGCUAUGCCAAACUGGUUCGCACGAUGCUGACUUGGAAGACGGAAAACUCCAAUGUGAUACUUGAGGCAGAGAUUGACGCCCUAAGUCAGGAUCAAGAAGGAUUUACGCCUUUGAUGUGGGCCUGUUCACGAGGUCACACCGAAACGGCUCUCGUCCUGUACAAGUGGAAUCAGAAUGCGUUGAACGUCAAGAACUGUAUCCAUGAAAGCCCGCUUGAAGUUGCCAAGAAUCGAGGAUUCACCAAUUUGGCGGCAGAACUUGAGAAGCAUGAACUUCAGCGACUCAAAAGCAAAAUAUCACUGGUAACGACCAGUGGUUCUCUUUCAACGAUGACCUCUAUUCCUUCAUCAUCGUACUCAACUUCUUCCACUUCUACCUUAUCUACUUUGGCUUCCAGUGCCACCUCUGAUUCUUCGUCUGUUCCUUCUUCUGCUUCCUUAACAAAUCCUUCCACAUCUUUAGCUAACGACAAUAUUAGUAGAAGUAGUGGCAAAGGUCGCAGAGAUAGUUGUAGAUCUGCCGAAACGGCCCAUGAUAAUAGCAAUACUAACGAUAUCGACCGUAACAAUCAUCCGGACGUCAGUCCGGAGCACAAUUUUAUCAACGAUUUGUUCAACUAUAACGAUGCCCUUAAUAGUAGCAGCAGCGAUAGCUGCAGCAACGACAACUUUGCUCUCUCGUCCUCGUACAAUCCGUCUCUUUCGCCGUACAGCGAUUUGAAGGGAUCGUCUAACGGAUCAGGACAGGCUGCAUUGUCAUCAAACGGAGCUCUGCACUACGCGCUGGAGAACAACAACUCCAAUCCUAUGUUGUCGAACGCUCUGUCACCGAAUUCUGAUAGCAAUCGAAGUCACGAUGGAGUGUUCCUUCGGCCAGGAGCUGUUUUCUCAAGCGGUCAAAGUCCACCAGGAGCUCGCCUGUCCAAAAGGUCAUCUGUCGACAGUGGAAUCAACAUGGAAACGCGAUCUAUGAGCAAGUCCGGAAAAUCUCUGCGAGAUGCUCAACGCUUGAACAGAACCGACCGUAGCAUGUCGCUACCGUUAGCUUCUGGAUCCAGCGGAGGCUACUCAUCUCCAUUUGGGGGAUCUUCUAUCACAGGAACGAGCAGCGGUAACAAAUCAUCCAACGGGAACGGUGGAGCUUCCAACAAUUCCGACUCGGACAACUUCUCGCUCUCGUUGAACGAUCGAACCACGGAGUCUCCGUCGCAAGCUUCCAGCAAUCUGAGCAACAGUUCGCUGCUCUCACCGCUGCGUAAAAUGGACUUCGCUCUGUGUGAAGUCUCGGCGGCGGCAGGCAGUCCCAUGUGCGAGGACACCGACUCGCUGCAGGAGGAUGAACGACACUCAUCGAAUGCGGCGGCAAGGGUUUCCUCGUCGUCAUCGGCUGCGGUGGCUGUGGCGGAAGCCUUGAUCGGGGGUUCCGCCGGGUCAUUUGGAAGUGGCCACGGAAUGCAUCAUCUGCUGCAUCAGGGUGGGUCACAUGGCGGAGGGCUACUACAUUAUCAGCAACAACAGCCUCAGUCGCAGUCAAUGUCUCAGCAGCAUCUUCUUCAGGAUGGCGGCGGAGGCGGAACUGGAGAGUUGAUGAUCGCCUGCGGUGGAGGGGGGACUGGAGGGGCCGCAGUAGGGGAUUCCGAUGUCAAGGUUCUAACGCUUGCUGAACAGAUAAUCGCCGCAAUGCCAGAAAGGAUAAAGAACGAAUCCGAGGAAAUCAUGUCCCAGGGCAGUCCAAUGCCGGAAACGCUCAGUGAAGAUUCAUCCGGGAUGGGCAUCCUGACGGACUCUUUCAUGGAGCCUCUGCUCGAUCCACUGUCGUCAUCCCAGUUGGAGGAAUUCAACUUCGAAUACAGUGAUCACAACUAUCGUUAUCACGACGUUGGUACGCCAUGCUCCAGUCUGAGCCCUGCCUCGUCCGGUCCUCUUCAGUCACCGGCCAGCUAUUCCAUCCCGCAAGAUCAACCCGUGGGUUCACCCAGUCCACCACCAACCACGCAGGACUUCACCGAAUUCCUGCAGACAACCAAUUCGAAUCCUUUCGAGAAGGAUUUCUCCAAUCUGAAACUGACUGACCGCGAACAGCGAGAGCUCUACGAAGCGGCCAAGUGCAUCCAGAAAGCGUACCGUUCGUACAAGGGUCGCAAGAGCCGCAUGGAAGAACAGGACAAGGAACGUUCCGCAGCGGUUGUGAUCCAGAAUUACUAUCGACGGUACAAGCAGUACGCCUACUAUCGGCAGAUGACCCAAGCGGCGGUCAUCAUCCAGAACGGGUACCGAUCGUACUGCGAGAACAAACGGUUCAAGAAAUCUCAAUCCAACAACGCGUCCGUACAUCUGGGUGGCGUCGGAGAAAGUGCGGAAAGUGCCGAGGAGGCAGCUUCCUCCUCGCAGUGCAUACAGAGCUACUACAAAAGUUUCAAGAACGAACAGCAGAAGUCACCCCAGCAGCAGAACAAUCAGGGCUCGCCGAAGGAACCGAGCCCGUCCGGUCCACUGAAACGAACUUAUUCGCAACGAACUCAAAAUCAAGCGGCUAGGAAAAUUCAGCAAUUCAUGAGACAAUCCAAAAAUAAUACCUGGGAUGAGCAAAUGACAAACUUGGCUGCAGAGAGAACGAGCCGAAAAAGAGAGGCAGGUCCACCAACGCAGGGCGGAGUACCUCCAAAGCUUGCAGUAUCACGGGGUACCGGGAGCACCCGAAGCUCCGCCUACCAGCGAUCCAAAGUGAACUGAACACUCCUCCACUGGUGCGGAUGACAGAAAGGCCGAAGGCAGAAGAGCAUAGAGAAAGAGAGAGACAGCACAGGGCAGAGGAGAAUCUCCAAGCCAGCGAGCGCCGCAUUUGUUACGCAAAGAGUUAAGAGUUAUUCGUUCAUUAAGUUACGUUUUAGUGUUUUACAAAGACGUACAAAAGAUUAGUUAUUUUCUUCAAAACGUCGCAUAAGGGGACAUUGAAAGUUUGUGUUGAAAUUAUAUUACAAGUGAAAAGAUUGCGAAUAAGUUUACAUGGUUUAAUUUGUUCAUCAAUCGGAAUCGUUUUAGCCCACUGUUUUAUUGCGUGGAAGAUUUCGCGCUUGCAAGCUUGCGUGCAAGAAGGUGUCCAAUCAGAACUUGCAUAGCAUUAUACUUUGGUGAAAAUGUGGUGAAUUACGGCAAGGGUAGAAUCAACAAUCGCGGGCAAUUGAAAAACUAAAUCAGAUACCUGACUUUUUAUAUAGACGUGAAAUAAAAACUAACUACAGAUGAUGUUAAAAAGCAAAACUUGAUUAAAAUAUGAGCAAAUUGUGAUUAUUGUUUUCAGAUAGGCGUUUCCUAGCCUACUUCAGCAUAGAGAAGCUGCAAACGAUAGAUAGAGUAGAACGUUGGAAAAAGGAAAUUUAUUGUAAAAAUACAAAUUUAAAAGUAGAUAUUUUUACUAACGGUAGUCAAUGAAAACUCUAAGCCAAUCAGCAAAAGAAUAUUUAUAGAUGAACCAGAGAAUAAGAGAGAUAAAAUUUAAUUAUUGCACAGCUAAACGAGUAAAGUUGGCUAGUCUAGUUGGAAAGAGAGAAGAAAAGAUCGAAACACCACCCAAUAAAGCAAGUGGAAAAUAUAAAACUUUGAAAUCGUUGGCUAUGGUUGUUAGGGUUGGGUGGAAAAACUUGAUCUUGCAACAAGGUCGUGGAGCGUACGACGAAAAAAAAUCGACGACCGUGGCUUAGAUUUGCCAUGGGGAGGGAAAAAAAUGAAAGAAGUGAUAAAGAGAGUGUAGAUCCGCGUAAGUCUCCGAUUAAAAUUGAUCUAUUUGUGGGUGCGCACUCUUGUGUAAAUACAUGAUUGACGAGUCGUUAGACGAAUGUUUAGGACCUAAGAGAAACGAAAAAGUUAUUUCACUAGAGAAGGAACUCUUUUUAGUUUUCUAUUUAAUUGUUGAUUUUGUUGUUCUUGAAGAAGUAUAUUACCGUAGAAAAUUAAAGAAAACUGCUACCGUUUAUCUCUUUAUAAAUGAAAACAGUAAGUCGUGUGAAAUAUUGAUGAAUUUUGAGCAUUACGCUUUAAUCCAAUGCGCUAAACUUAUUCUAGGGAUUCAUGAAGAAGCAAAUACACAUAGACACAUACAGAAUAUAAAAAAAGGUGAUUUAUUUACUUUAUAGAAGACGAGCGUCCAUCUUAUGACUUUGAAGACUUGUGAGAGAUUAAAAGAUGCAAAACAAAAUCACUACGACUAAUUGCAAAACUGAGCAAAAGUUCAUCAAUAUUUCUCGAAACAAAAAAAUGAAAACGAUAAGAAAUUUAUGAUGCAUACAAGUUUACCACAACAAAACACAUCCAUUUUAUUCUAAGAUAUUUAAAACCAAACCUACCACACAUUAAAUAAAAUAAAACAUCAACUACUACUACAGCUAAGUUAGAGGAACUUUGAUAGAUGACAAAUGAUAGGUUGAACCAGAACUUUUGAGGAAAUCUCUUUUAAAGAACAUUCAAAUGAAAAAAAAAAACGCAUAAUCUUUAAUCAAAAACGUUACUACCAACUUAUUACAUAUAUAUAUUGAAGAGAACGAUAGGAGGUGACGAUAAAAAAACAUAUACUAAAAGUGAGAAAAAUUCAUUCAAUUAAGCAGUCAUAGAAGCAUGAACAUCACACCAUUUUCGCAUUGUUAUCUCUAUCAGGUGAAAUGUAGAAAAGGUUUUUUUUAUUCGGUAGAUAGAUAUUCGUUUGCUUUUAUCGUUUGAAACGAUGUAGGGUUCGCAAAAGCGUUUUUUGUAGGAUGGAGAAAGCAGGCUUCGAUCAAGUAGGCUUGGGAUGUAUGUUUCCUGUAUACGUAGAUUAUUUCAAAUUUUAUUCGCUUUUAGUCGCCUCGGGCUACAAGUGAUAAUGGUUGAUUUAAUCGUUCAUCAUAUUUGACAGACAGUAAUUUGUUUCGAUUUUGUUAUUUUUGAUUAAAAUCAAUGUUUUAAAGAUAACAAUUAUUUUUUAAGAUUGCUGAGUGUUUGACAAUGCACUUUCCAAACUUAAGUUGAAUCUUUUACAACAGACAUAAUUGGAGCUUCUAGAGAACAAAUUUGACAAUGAAAAUUCAAUCCUCCUUGUAUAAAAACUUUCUCUAAAAUAUUGUAUAUUAGCUGCAUUUAGUCCACACCCAAUUAUUUAGGGUAGCGCAAGAAAAAUGAAACAUAUAUAACAUAAACUUUUUAACAUCGAAAAUUGGCAGGUCCAACAUUCAAAAAGAACAUUUUUCCACAGCACUCGUUGAAUGAAACAGUAAUCAAAAUAAUCAAUCGAUUGAAGCUUUAAACUACGAAACAAAAAAAAUGAAGAAUCAAUUACCCUAUUCUACAAACUGAUCCAGCACACAGAAUGUUCCACCAGCUAGCGCUGAGUCACAGUUUUCCCUUAGAUCUAUUCUAAUCCAAACCAAAACUAUGGCAAACCUGUUGCGCUGCCCCUAACACUGAACAAAAAAAGUAACGAACAAAUCUUAUUUCUUCCAUUUUCCGAUUCUCAAUAAAACUUUUGAAAAACAUUAAACAAAAUCUUACACACACAAAUAUGCAUAAGCGAUUCAGUACACUAACACAGACUCACAGUUGAAGGUGGUUUUAGUGAUCAUUCAUUGAUCGCCGCUUUUUAGGUAAUUCGAAUAGCAAAAGUCUUUACAUUUUAAUAAUUAUGUUAAUCGCCGUUAUCGCAAUACUAGGUCGUUUCGUUGCCAAUGUUUUUCUUCUCUUGUUUAUCAUUUAAGUCGAUGUAAUCGAUUGCAAAAUGUGCCGUUAGGUUUGCUUUAUAGGCCCUAGUGUAAGUUUUUCGACGUAUCGGUCUAAUGAUAUCCAAUAAAUUGUUGUUUCUUUUAUGCUGUUCCCAUGUGA